AUGUUAUAUAUGCCUGUCACAACCAUUGAACUUGUAGUCCAGCGGUGUAUGGGAGCUAAACUGGCAAAAAGAAGAACAAAAAUUGCAGAAAUUAGACAAAAACGUGAAGAUGAACUUUUGAGCAAAUCAAAAAUGAAUAAAGAUGAAUUUGACAAACUUACAAAACAGCUGGAAGCUGAACUUGCAGCUGAAGAGGUAAAAAUAGAAAUGGAAAGACAACAAGCUUUGAUAGAUUUCAAAAGAAAAAUGGCUUCUGAAACAGAGGCUCUUUUAGUGGAGCAGGAGAAAGAAUUAGGAGUUCUGAUUGGUAGAUUAGAGAUUGGAGCAGCCAGGAGACAAGCUUUAUUAAUAAAACAAGACACACAGCUACAGAGCUUACAGGACCACCUAGAAAAGAAGUUAACAGAUGGUACAGUGAAGACAUCAGCUGUCAAUCAGAUUUUACAGCAACACAAAAAUCAAAUGGAAUAUGUCCAUGACCAGAUAGAGAAUAAACGUGAACAUCAAAUACAAGUUAUACAAGAUAAAAUCCAGACUAAAAAGUUAAUGAAGGAACAAGAACUUCAAGAAGAAAAACAUGAAGAAAGAGAGACAGUUAAAUCAGCUUCUAUAAAAAGACGAGGUGCAGGGUGAGUUUACUUAAACGAUUGAAAUGAAAUCAAUCUUAAUAAUUCCCAAUUUGAUGAGUUGGUUAAAAUGAUCGAAAAAGAAGUGAAAAAAGCUACUAUAUACAA
Mytilus trossulus (common blue mussel) is the source of this 734-nucleotide messenger RNA. Its product is annotated as centrosome-associated protein CEP250-like. Gene Ontology annotation, cellular component: plasma membrane protein complex; ciliary membrane. The coding region runs from base 1 to 633 and encodes 210 amino acids. The transcript is spliced from 6 exons. Gene Ontology annotation, biological process: smoothened signaling pathway. NCBI's taxonomy places the organism in Eukaryota, Metazoa, Mollusca, Bivalvia, Mytilida, Mytilidae. The record is from RefSeq and is a predicted model, not a curated record.